This is a messenger RNA of Gekko japonicus, 1447 nucleotides long. It is a transcript of the gene IFT74, whose product is annotated as intraflagellar transport 74. Gene Ontology annotation, molecular function: beta-tubulin binding. The record is from RefSeq and is a predicted model, not a curated record. The transcript has 15 exons. NCBI's taxonomy places the organism in Eukaryota, Metazoa, Chordata, Lepidosauria, Squamata, Gekkonidae. The annotation marks the transcript as partial. Gene Ontology annotation, cellular component: cilium; intraciliary transport particle B; centrosome. Gene Ontology annotation, biological process: intraciliary transport involved in cilium assembly; cilium assembly.
GGCGAGAAUGAAGCAUGGGGGACGGGAGUCCUCUGGCUUGGUUGCUAGGAUACGGUGGCAGACGCAUGGAGGAAAGCCGAGGGAAGUUUAAAGGAAAGAAGUAAAAUGGCAACUAAUCACAAGCCUCCUACAUCUCGUCCCUCUACAGGAAUGGGGCUGGGAGCCAGACCUCCGUCAUCCUCAUUACGACCUCCAUCUGCAGCUUUGUUGGGUAGUGGGAUCCCUCCAGGCACAACAAGACCUGGUACACGUGGUGUACCCAUAGGUACUGGAGUGGUGUUCUCCUCACAGAUUAAAGUUGCAGACCGUCCAGUGACUCAGCAAGGGCUGAGUGGAAUGAAAACAGGAAUGAAAGGUCCGCAGAGACAAGUUAUGGAUAGAUCAUAUUAUCUUGGAGUGCUUAGAAGCAAAAUAAAUGAACUCACCACUGAAAUUAACAAGCUUCAGAAAGAAAUUGACAUGUAUAACCAGGAGAACUCUGUCUACCUAUCUUAUGAAAAACAGGCAGAGUCUUUAGCUAGUGAGAUCAAAGAAUUUCAAGGACAGCUGGCAGACUACAAUAUGUUGGUGGAUAAGCUCAACACCAAUACUGACAUGGAGGAGGUGAUGAAUGACUACAACCUAUUGAGAGCACAAAAUGACCGUGAAGCUCAGAGCAUAGACAGCAUUUUUACAGAAAGACAAGUCAAAGAAAAGUUAAUCCAGGCUGUGGAAGAUGACAUCCAGCAGGAAAAAGAGGCAGCAGAAGACAUCAUCAAAAAUAUGGCUGACGAGGAUCAAGUUAAAUACAUGGAGAUGAAAGUGGCCAAUGAAAAAUUCUUGCAGGAAUUAUAUGCUUUACAGCAAGAGUUGGAUGCAGUGGAUAUAAAAGAACAAGCCCUGGAAGCUGAAAUAGCACACUCCCAGGUUAAGCAGGAGGCACUGCAGCUAUAUGAAAAGCUUCAUCGUCUUGAAGAACAUCGGGAUCAAAUGAUUGCUGAGGACCAAAGUAUGGGAUCCCCCCAGGAGGAGAGAGAGAGAUUACUCAAACAGGUUAAAGAAGACAAUCAAGAAAUAGCAAGCAUGGAGAGACAGCUAACAGAUAUCAAAGAAAAGAUCAACCAUCUUAAUGAAGGAAUACGGCAGCUUGACAUGGAUCUAGAGGAGCAUCAAGGUAAAUUAAACAUAGGAUUUUCAGAACUUCAGCAUGGGAUGGAACUAUCUGGUUUAGAAAUGGGUUACUGCUUUCUCCAUCAGGAUCAUUCAGGACAUAUACAGAAGUGUAUAUGGCUGCACAGAUGUGGGCGCACAAAAAUAAACUGCUGGCUAACAGAUAUCAAAGAAAAGAUCAACCAUCUUAAUGAAGGAAUACGGCAGCUUGACAUGGAUCUAGAGGAGCAUCAAGUGUGUGAGCUAACAGUAAAUGAAGAUAAGUUAUGGGGUUUCAUGCUAGACACGACAGAGGAUG